Messenger RNA from Dermacentor albipictus, 1709 nucleotides. Its product is annotated as prolyl 4-hydroxylase subunit alpha-1-like. The record is from RefSeq and is a predicted model, not a curated record. Gene Ontology annotation, biological process: peptidyl-proline hydroxylation to 4-hydroxy-L-proline. Lineage: Eukaryota; Metazoa; Arthropoda; Arachnida; Ixodida; Ixodidae. Gene Ontology annotation, molecular function: L-ascorbic acid binding; procollagen-proline 4-dioxygenase activity; iron ion binding. Gene Ontology annotation, cellular component: endoplasmic reticulum.
UACCCAAGAACUUGGAUAAUGAACUAUCUGUGGCACUUUGUUUUCUUCCCGUUCGCAUUCCACCUAAUGACGUGCUGCGACGACCUGUACACAUCCACGCAAGACUUGGAAGAAGUAGUUCGUACCGAAGGACUUGGAUACGACGACGGACGUUUCCUACUUUUGCUCGAAGAAAUUCGCUUGCUGAGAGCCCUGCGUGAGUUCGAGCAGUUUCUGGUGAAAGUCUCGCGACGCGCGGGAAGAGAUGUGCUGAGUACUUUCUUUUUCGUCAACCGCCUCUCACGUGUUCACUCGCAUCCACUGUUUCUUGCUAAGCGUCGGCCACUGAAGGCGCUGCGGGCCGCCUUCAGGUCCCCUUCGUCAGAGGAGUGGUGGCCCACGGAUUGCGAUCUCAGUGGAGCUGCCACCGCAGUCUGCAAGCUGCAGCAGGUCUACGACAUAUCGGUGAAAAGCAUGUCAGCAAUGCAUUCCCGCUUGCUCCUUCCAGUUUCAACGGAAGAUCUGAAGGACGUGUCCAGGGGCUGCUUUCUCGUGGGGCCUUUCGGCAAAACGUCCGAAUGGUGCCGGAUGGUUGAUGAAGCAGCUUCUCUGUCUGGUAACAGGCUUGACCGCAAGAUCCAAGUGGGCCUGAGCUGGCUUCAAGCAAACGACAUCAGGUUCCUUCCUUGGCGGCAAAGAAAUAAGGAGAGAAGAGUGUCCUAUCCCUUGCCACCAGAAACAGACAUCAGUGAUUACCAAUUCACUUGUACUAAAAGUAGUGAUCUGAGGCCUUUGUCCAGCGAACUCGUCUGCAAGAUGUCCACAAACUACGGAGACCCGGAUUUGCUACUCCAGCCCUACAAGAUGGAGGUACUCUCCCUGAAACCUCGAAUUGUGCUUCUGACGGAGUUCCUCACCACGGCAGAAUUAAAAUACAUUCGGGCCGCGGCGCAGAGAUGCCUUCGACGCGGCGAAGUAUACACAGGCAAUGGGCCGGAUGGUUCUACCAGUUGGAAACGCACCAGUAAGGUUGGCUGGCUCUGGGACAUAGAUCACCCUGUGCUGCAGCGCGUGACUCGUCGGAUAGCUGUAGCAACAAACCUAUCCCUGCAGUCAGCCGAGGACUAUCAGGUGGCCAACUACGGCAUCGCAGGUCAUUACACACCGCACACGGACGCCAUGUCAUUCGACAAGAUAGCGGACCACAUCGACCGCAAGGAUGGCAACCGGCUGGCCACCAUGCUGAUGUACCUUUCUGACGUGGAAGCGGGUGGCGCCACCGCUUUCGUGAACCUGGGCGUCGCCGUCAAACCAAGUGCCGGCACUGCCCUUUUCUGGUACAAUGUCAAACCGUACACUGGCAGCGGUUCCCCAGAGUACUUUUCUUUUUGGCACCAGAAAAGAGCGUCUGACCCACUGACGGAACACGUCGCAUGUCCCGUUUUAUCGGGCUCAAAGUGGAUAGCUACCAAGUGGAUACACGAGAGGAACAACAUCGACGUACGCUACAACACACCAGGCGGACAGUUUCGCCAGGACAGUACCAACGAUUGUAAAACAUUUGGUUAGUUCGCAAGUUCCUGCGACUGCGAUUUCUCUUAGUGAUUCUAAGAAAACAGUGACGCUUUACUGCACGAAAAUGAUUUCGGUGUCGGCGCUGCUUUUUAGGGACGGUGGUAUCAGUGAUUCGUACUUUUGCACUCAUGUCUGAGUGCACUGGGAAUCUUGGU